This is a messenger RNA of Nezara viridula (southern green stink bug), 3017 nucleotides long. The record is from the annotation of a GenBank genome assembly. NCBI's taxonomy places the organism in Eukaryota, Metazoa, Arthropoda, Insecta, Hemiptera, Pentatomidae.
CUGACCGUCACCAUGAUCUGAUCGAUGGAGACCCUCAUGGGACAAGUCUACAACCCCCACCUCAAGAGAGUGCUCAAGACCUACCAGCUGAGUGCCCCCAAGUCGCUGCAAGGGCCGAGCACCGUCCUCCAGGAGGUGGGAAAGAUCGAAGCGGCCGCCACACCGCCCCCGGCUCCCGUCCAGGCUGUGCCCAUCCUCACGGCCCCCGACAGGAGUCCCAGCGAGCGCUGCGAAACCCUCCUCGAAGGUGAGAGUAUAACCUGCUUCCUCGUCGGCGGCGAGAAGCGACUCUGCCUCCCCCAGAUACUCAACAGUAUCCUGCGGGACUUCACCCUCCACCAAAUCAACCAGGUUUGUGACGACCUCCAGAUCUUCUGUUCUCGUUGUAACCCGGAACAGCUUGAUGAACUGAAGGAGACGGGAAUCCUGCCCAAGACCGCCCCCAGUUGCGGCCUCAUCACAAAGACUGACGCCGAACGGUUAUGCAGCACGCUGCUGCACCGACCUCUGAUGACGCAUCGACUUCCGAAGGUGACCCUUUCGUUCAAAGUGUAUCAUGAGUGCUUCGGCAAGUGUAAGGGACUGUGUAUGCCCGAAAUAUACGCGGACAGCGACGCGAGGUGCAUCGAGUGUCUUGAGUGCCGGGGUCUGAUGUCGCCUCGCCAUUUCGUCUGCCACUCGCACCGGCCCCCCGAGAACAGAACCUGUCAUUGGGGGUUCGACUCUGCCAACUGGCGGGCGUACCUUCUCCUGUGCCAGGACCAGCCGGAGAUCGAAGUCAGGGAGAAAUUACUUGAUCUCUUCAAGCAGCAGCACCUCGAAAACAACAUGCUCAAACAGGUCAUCGAGUCGAUGGGAGGAAGAACGGACUGGGAUCGAAUUGAAGAGGAGGAGGUGGUCGCUGCUAAGAAGCUAAAACUUUCAGACGACUACGUGCCGGGACCACCUCCUCCAUACAUCCCCCCUCAAUAUGAUUUCCAAUAUUACACAUGGAUCGACCCAUACGUUAGAUCGGCGUUCAGACCAUGGCAUACAUUUGCCCAGAUUGACGAAAAUAAAUCAAACUUCCGAGAUAGUAUACCAGCCUACCUUAACCACGAGCCACCUGUCUUACUGCAUCCAGAAAGAGUAGUCCCAAUGAGUGAAAGUGAGAGGUUCGAACGAUCUUACCAGCCAAAUGUUGCCCUCGCACCCCGAUCUACAAUUGAAAACAGGAGGACAGAGAUACAGCCUGAGAUUGUGAGGACUGUUGAGGAAAAACCAGCACCAGUAAGGGCACACAAACCCUUAUUUCAUCCUGAAAUUGAACUGUCGACUGAUACAGAUGAUAGUGCAUCUGAACAUCAUGAGAGUGGUGGUAGUGCAGUGGAACAAGUGGCGGCUGUUUUCGCAGCUCUAAGUGAUGCUAAAGAGACAACCCGACAACUUGUUGUAGGACUUGUAGAAAGGCUGGCAGGCCGCCUUGACAGCAUUGAAGCAGAAAACAAGAGACUGUUGAAGGAUAAUGUAUCGCUUCUUCAACAAAUAAAUAAGGCCAAAGAAUCUAGGUCAAAAGGUUUGCCUUCGAAAAAAGAGCCUGAAGACAAAAAUGAGAUUGAGACUGAUUUAAAACCUUCAUGUUCAGACACCAAGCCAGUCUUAAUCAAGUCCCCAGCUCCAGCAGAAAGCCCUCCACCUACUUUGCCAAAAGAACCAGCACCAUCACCUUCAAAGCCUGAAAUCAUCACUACAAAAGUAGAAGAUAAACCUGAACAACCCUCUUCAGAAUCUGCUGAAUGUCAGCCGAUAGAGCCUGUCGAACCAUGUGAUAAUAAAGAAUCAUCAGUAGGGAGUAGGGAGCCUCCGAAGGAACAGACACACAGAACGAUCGUCCGGAGUAGCCCGGUGUCUGUUAUUACAUCUCCUACAUCCAUAAAAAUCGAGCCUCCUUGCGAGUGACACCAACCUCAUAUUGUUUCUUGUUAGUGUUCUUCCAGGCCUCCGAUCAUUCUGUUCUGUGGGGCAAAUGGAAAAUAGUACAAAUUUGUUUGUCACUGUCCAUUCACUGCCUUGAUGAAUUUGUAUUUUUUUUAAUAUCAUUUCGAUUCAUCCCAGUGAUCAUGAAAUCUAAGACAAACAUUUUUUUGACAAGUUCUUAGAGAAUAUCAUUUCUUGUAUACCUAAUGCAUUUAAAAACAGAAAUGAAAUAUUUUACUCUGUUGUAUAUUGAAUCAAAUAUGCGCUUUUACAAUAUUGAGAAUAAAGAUAUUAUUCUGUGAGAUUUGAUCAUCUCUAGAAUAAUAGUAUUGUAUUGCCAGAAAAAUUUUAUAUAUGCCAAAUUUGAAUAUAGGUAUAAUUUUUCUCCAAUCCUUAUUCGAUUUGGAGUCUGGUUAAUUAUUUUGUAAUAUUUAUAUAAUAAUAAUUGAGUACAAAGAACUUUGAAUAACUAUUUAUGUGAUAUCAUUUUAAUGAUUAUUACGUAAUAUUAUUUUCUUGAGUUUUAUUUUAAAUGACUGAAUCUUUAUAAAUUUGUAUCAUAAUUGUUAAAAAAAAAAAGAUACAAGUUAUGACUAACUGGUUUUACUAUUUUAAUUAUGUUUUCUUGCUAAAUACUUAAACAGCCGUAUAUUGUGCCAUUUUUUUAUAAAUAUAUAUUGUUAAUAUUUGUUAUAAAAUGACUACUAUAGUUAUAUGGCUAUUAUUUUUAUACAGUUGGCAUUUCUUUUAAAUGCGUUCUUGACUAAAAGUAUUUGUUUGUGGUCCACUGCUUUAGUAUUUACAUCAUUUGGGCCAAUUAUGAUUUAUAAAUAUGUAGUGCCUCUCAUUAUAUUGUGUUAUUAUUUAAGUCAUUGUAACUGUAAGUAGUUAUUGUCAUUUAAAAUAAGUUAUAAUUGACGGCUUGUUAUAGUUUUAUGAUGUUAAAAGUACAAAUCUUUUUCGGGUGCUUAAUAGUUAAAUAAGCACUUUUUAUGUAAAAAUAUCAAUAUGUAUAUAUGUACAUUAUUCUUUCUACUACUUCCUUUCUGACUUUUUUUUUG